Messenger RNA from Populus trichocarpa (black cottonwood), 1173 nucleotides. RefSeq names its product cysteine synthase. The transcript has 10 exons. NCBI's taxonomy places the organism in Eukaryota, Viridiplantae, Streptophyta, Magnoliopsida, Malpighiales, Salicaceae. Gene Ontology annotation, molecular function: cysteine synthase activity. The record is from RefSeq and is a predicted model, not a curated record. The coding region runs from base 15 to 989 and encodes 324 amino acids. Gene Ontology annotation, cellular component: cytoplasm.
GUUGUGUAGGAAAAAUGGAGGACAAUUGUGCAAUUAAGAAAGAUGUCACUGAGUUAAUAGGAAAUACCCCGAUGGUAUAUCUCAACAAUGUUGCGGAUGGCUGCGUAGCCCGCAUCGCUGCCAAGCUAGAAAUGAUGGAACCUCUUUCCAGUGUUAAAGACAGGAUUGGACAUAGCAUGAUCAAAGAUGCAGAAGAUAAGGGCCUUAUUACGCCAGGCAAGACUGUGCUCAUUGAGCCUACCAGUGGUAACACUGGCAUUGCAGUAGCAUUUAUUGCUGCAGUGAAGGGGUACAAGGCUAUCCUCAUAAUGCCAGCGACAAUGAGUCUUGAGAGAAGAAUUGUGCUGAGAGCUUUAGGAGCCGAGGUGUGCCUCACAGAUCCAGCCAAGGGCUUUCAAGGGGUUCUUGACAAGUCUGAUGAGAUUUUAAAUAAUACUCCCAAUGGCUAUAUGCUUCGGCAAUUUGAAAAUCCUGCCAAUCCACAGAUCCAUUAUGAAACCACAGGCCCAGAAAUAUGGAAGGACUCGAGAGGGAAAGUCGAUGCAUUUGUUGCUGGUAUAGGGACCGGUGGUACAGUAACUGGAGCUGGGAAGUUCCUUAAAGAGAAAAAUCCAGAGAUUAAGGUGUACGGUGUAGAACCAACAGAAAGUGCAGUCUUGAAUGGAGGAAAACCCGGUUCACAUUGGAUCCAAGGAAUCGGUGCUGGUGUUGUCCCUCCUGUAUUGGAUGUUGACUUACUUGAUGAAGUUGUUCAAGUGUCAAGUGAGGAAGCCAUUGAUACAGCUAAACUGCUUGCCUUGAAUGAAGGUUUGCUGGUAGGGAUUUCAUCUGGUGCUGCAGCAGCCGCGGCAAUAAAGGUGGCAAAGAGGCCAGAAAAUGCUGGGAAACUCAUCGUCGUGAUUUUCCCCAGCGCUGGCGAGCGCUAUUUGUCUUCUGUGCUGUUUGAUUCCGUUAGGGAAGAGGCAGAAAAGAUGACCUAUGAUACUUGAGAUGCUACACAAAUUUUGGAGAACACUGCUUAUAAUUUCUGUGUCAAUGGGUCAAAAAUAAUCAAAUUGCUGCCCACUUGUUCGAAUCAUAUUCUUAGCUGCAACAUGAACUGGAAAUCAGAAGACAUUGAUUAGUGACAUUUCAAAUGAUUUUUCAUGAUGAUAUAAAACUGUUGUUGUACCA